Manihot esculenta (cassava) is the source of this 650-nucleotide messenger RNA. Its product is annotated as gibberellin-regulated protein 4. The transcript has 4 exons. The record is from RefSeq and is a predicted model, not a curated record. Bases 99 to 422 code for a protein of 107 amino acids. Lineage: Eukaryota; Viridiplantae; Streptophyta; Magnoliopsida; Malpighiales; Euphorbiaceae.
CCCACACUGCAACCCCUCUUUCCAUCAAUCUACUCUCCUCUCUUCUCUUCUUCACCUCUGAUCUCUACUCUGACUGACUCUGCACUGUGGCCGAGGCCAUGGCUAAAUUUGUUGCUGCUUUCUUCUUGGCCCUCAUUGCCCUUUCAAUGCUCCAAACUUUGGUUAUGUCAUCUCAUGGGCAUGGAGGUCACCACUACAACAGCCAAAGGCGAUAUGGACCAGGGAGUCUUAAGAGCUACCAAUGCCCAUCACAAUGCUCGAGGAGAUGCAGCAAGACACAAUACCACAAGCCAUGCAUGUUCUUCUGUCAGAAAUGCUGCAGAAAGUGCCUGUGUGUGCCUCCAGGGUAUUAUGGGAAUAAAGCUGUGUGCCCUUGCUACAACAACUGGAAGACCAAGGAAGGAGGACCCAAAUGCCCUUGAACCAAAUCUCUCAUUCCUAUUAUUACCAUAAAUAUUAGUACUGUGGUCUUAAAUCAUCAGUGCGUUGCCAUUUCAGUCGUUCUGCUAACUAUAUACACUGUGUGUUUUGUUCCCUAUAAGAUUUAUGGUGGGUUUGUUUUCUUUGUUUCAAGUCAUUACUUGAUGAUCUCAGAGUCAGGAUGGCUAAUUUAUUAUUCAUAUUAUCAAUGAAUUUUAUAGUUUUAUGGA